AUGUCUAUCUCCACCUCCAUCGCCGCAGCAGAAUCCUCCCUCCGCACCAUCGCAUCCACAGUCCCAAUCCCCACCUCCUCACCAACAGCCACCUCAAACCGUACGAAUGGCGCCUGCUCUGCUGUGAUGGCACUCGGCAUGUUCCGCAACGCCUCUGAUCUCCAAGAUCCCAAGUGCUCCGAUUAUUACGGCGACGAUGAUGAGAAACGUUCAGUCAGGCGACAGACAUUGUGUACCGAUAACAGAGAUGAUACGCUGAAUGACGAGGGCACUUACUCGUUGUCGUUUGAAUUGCGGAGGACUAAUGAAUUGAUCAAAGUCUUGUCGCCGGAGCUCCGAACGCACACUCAAGCGUCAUCGUGGCUGUGA
Parastagonospora nodorum SN15 is the source of this 369-nucleotide messenger RNA. RefSeq lists its product as hypothetical. NCBI's taxonomy places the organism in Eukaryota, Fungi, Ascomycota, Dothideomycetes, Pleosporales, Phaeosphaeriaceae. Bases 1 to 369 code for a protein of 122 amino acids. The transcript has 2 exons. The record is from RefSeq and is a predicted model, not a curated record.